UAUGCGUAUGCAAUCAGUGAGACUGCAGUAGAUUGGAGUCAAGUUGGAGUUUAAAUGGACAUGAUUUUAGUUUAAGAUAAUUGUAUAGUGUUUGCUAUUAUGUGUUCUCAAUAAGACUGAUACUAAAGCUUUUUGUUAUCGUUUAAGAUUACAAGUGACAAGAUAAUCGAUAAACAAAUAAUAUUCAAACGUAGGUGGUACUUAACCAAACAUUGUAAAUUUUUUUGUUGAAGAAUUACUCUUUUUUAUUAUCAAAAAUACACAGUAUAGCGAUAUACAUAAAUAAAGAUCUUGCAGUAUUUUAGCAGAUACCUUAUACCCAUAAUGGACACGGAUAAAGAAGCUCUAGAAGAAACACCUGAGUCAAGUAUGAAUUCUCAGAUCGAGAUGGAUUUGGACGAUCAUCAGAAUGCAACUUCAAUGAAUGCAAAAUCCCUCGAGAAUAUAUUCGAAAUGGAGGGCAUGUCAGAAUUAAAUACCGAUAACGAUAACGGAAUGUCUGAUAGAAGUCAUUGCGGACACGCAAUGGAAGAAGAAACUGCAUCUGCCGAUGAUACGAGCGUAUAUAAUAGUUUAACAACUGAAGAUUGCAUUAUGGAGUCCACCACAGAUUGUAUAGUAGUUACAGAUGAUUUAAGACAAUUUGACGUUUUGGAUGAUUUAGAACGACAUCAGGAUCAAAACUGCUCCGAUAUGGACUCAGACACGAAUGAAAGUAUGGAUUCCGAUGUACCCGACGAAGAAAUUGAAGCUAUGCUAGAAGAAGGUUUACCGGAAGAAUUUAAAGGCAAAAGAAAAGACAAGAAAGAUAGCGUACCGUACGAAGAGAAAGAAAAGCUUGUCUUAGACGAAAUCGGCCACAAUCAUUUCGAUGUGCUUCCCGAAGGUUGGGUGCAAGUUACGCAUAACAGCGGAAUGCCUUUGUAUUUACAUAAACAAAGUAGGGUUUGUACUCUCGCGAAACCAUAUUUCCUUGGACCUGGCAGUGUACGAAAGCACGAAGUGCCUGUUAGCGCGAUACCUUGUCUUCAGUAUAAAAGAGCUUUACACGAAGAGGAGGAAGAAAGGAAAAAAGAAAAGGAGCGCGAUUCGAAUGCGGAAGUUUGCAAUCUGCCUAGCGCAAAAAUUGAAACGAUUCAAGAGAACCGAGCGGCUCAUUCGUUGGACAGUGAGCAAUUGAGGGAUUAUUGCCAAUCGCUCUUUCGUUUUAAAGCGAUCAAAGUGAUGAGGUUCCAAUCAUGGUCAGCGAGAAGGAAAUUCACGAAAAACAAGAAACAUCGUAAGCAACUCGAACGGCCAACGUUGCCCGAUGGAACGAAGCUAAUAACAUUUCCAGUUAGUAGUUCUAGUCUAACAGGAAGCAGUAGCGGUACUACAGGAGAUGACGGUGGUGGACAAAGGCCACCGAAACAUUGGAUAAUGAACCCCUCGGGCAAAAGUUAUGUUUGUAUACUUCACGAAUAUGUACAGCAUGCGCUUAAGAAGCAACCGACUUAUAAGUUUAAAGAAUUAGAAAAUGCUGCGACACCAUACUCUGCCGUCGUUUGUAUCAACGAUAUGGAAUAUGGAAGCGGUUUUGGUAGCAGUAAGAAACAAGCAAAAGCCAAUGCUGCUCGGAAGACCCUUGAAAUCUUGAUACCCCAAAUGAGGGAUAAAAUUUCAGGUGACAACAGUGGAAACGCCGCUUCUGGCAAUAACAGUAGAAUGAUUAAGGCAUCUAGAACAAAUUCGGACGCGGAUCUGUCAUUCUUCGAUGAAAUAUCUAUAAACGAUCCACGAGUCGCAGAAUUUUGCGCGAAAACAACUGAACCAUCGCCGCACGCUAUUUUAAUCACUUGCCUCCAACGAAAUUACGGACUGGGCGAUAUGCACAUUAAUUAUUCCGUAACCACGUUGAAGCAUCAACGUAAUGAAUUCACAAUGCGCGUUGGAAAACACGAGGCUACCGUUGUAUGUCGUAACAAAAAAGAUGGCAAACAACGUGCCGCGCAAGCUAUCCUGCAGCUCAUGCAUCCUCACAUUCAAUCUUGGGGUUCCUUGUUAAGGUUGUACGGAUCUCGAAGCGUAAAAUCAUUCAAAGAAAAGAAACAACUGGAGCAAGAGAUCACGCUGUUACAAGGUAAAGCCGCGGUUAAUCAACCAAAUCACGCUAUUUUAAGUAAACUCAGGCAAGAAAUGCGUAAAUUGGCCGAACAACGACAGGCGAUACAACCUAUCGGUAAGUUUAUACCAUUAGACUUGCCGACGGGAUCUGCAGCUAAUCUGAAUAACGUAGACUUAUAGCGUACUAGUCAACUGUGUGAAUCAUACAAAUGUUAAUUUAUUAUAUAAGUUUCGAAACGGCGACAGUUCACCAAGCUUUAAUGUACUUUCACUUUCUUUUUCAAUUUUUGCUUAAACGUAAGCACAAAACAUUUUAUACAUUUCGUUUUAUAAGAUAUACGAUGUAGAUUUCCAAGUGGUGCUGAUCAUGAAACUAUUUGUUUUACUAUUUUUAUUGCAUUUUUAUCUUUUACACAACGCAAUACCGAUGAUUUUUACUAAAUAACCAAUGGCGUAACAGGCUUCGUACCGAUAAAAUUACGUUGGAUUAAGUUUACUUAAAUUCAAGCACGAUUCGAAGUAUCAUAAAACGCUACCUCAGUUGCCUAACUCUUAUUGCACCAUUGUGAAUUGUCAAAUUUGUAUAUGUGACCAAUUUCCCGUCUUUUUUAAAUAGAUGUACUUUUUAUCUUAUAAGGAGGCUAAUAUUAUAUUCCUGUAAUUAUCAAUUGUGUAUAAAGACAUUGUUUUAUAUUAUAUAUAAUUAUAAAAGAUGUAGAAACUCGCAGAACAUGGUCGUUUAUUUUCGAAGAACUGAUUACGAUAAAGUAUAGUUCAGUUCCGUAAAUGUUAAAGCAUCAAAACUUGUGUAUUAAUAACAAUAAUAAUGUAUUCAAAAGCGUUACAAUCAUUCUAAUGAAACUGCUAAUAGAAUUAGUGGUAUAAAUAAACUGUGAAAUUAUGAAUAAAAUACUUGAUUGCUUCCACAGAUAUAUACAUCAUUUUAAUACCUGUUGUUUUCUUUGGCACUUUUACACGACUUGUUUCUAUAUUAAUUUUUUAAUCCUACAGUCUAUGUAAUACAUUACUAAUUACUAAUAUUUAACAAUGUAUGACCAGAAAUUAAUAACAGAAAUGUUGAAUUCUACUUCUAUAAUGUUUAUACUUUGUUGUUCGAUAUAUUGAUUGAAAAGAAUUUUUCUUUACUUCAUUUACGCGUCCUUGUAGAAAGUACAAACAUUAACGUUCAUUAUUAUUCGUGUACUAUAAAUAAUUCAUAUCUGGUGUCGCGCAUAG
This is a messenger RNA of Hylaeus volcanicus, 3339 nucleotides long. RefSeq names its product microprocessor complex subunit DGCR8 (gene pasha). The transcript is spliced from 7 exons. Gene Ontology annotation, cellular component: microprocessor complex. Bases 325 to 2283 code for a protein of 652 amino acids. Gene Ontology annotation, biological process: primary miRNA processing. Lineage: Eukaryota; Metazoa; Arthropoda; Insecta; Hymenoptera; Colletidae. The record is from RefSeq and is a predicted model, not a curated record. Gene Ontology annotation, molecular function: primary miRNA binding; heme binding; double-stranded RNA binding.